UUUAUCUAAUAUUAUUUUAUUGUACAUUUCAGACAGACAAGACAGGCUGUGCUGCUUUUACCUUCAAGAUGUCAGCUUUCACAAAAAUUGACCAAAAGGUGCUGUGGGAUCACCUGGACCUCAGUGUCGAAGUGGAAGAGGAAGGGACAGGGAUUUCACGCCCACAACAGAAGAGGAUCCAGAUUUCAUAUGUUAUUGGAAGACUGUCCUUCAUUGACACACCCAAGAUUUAUGACCAGGGAUCAAAUGUGGAGGGAAAAGUUAAAGCAGUUCACUACAAUGAUACACCCAUUCCUGACAUGGCAGUCUACCUGUUAGAGGGUGAAAGGUGGUCAACACGUCAGCUACAGAAUCUCACCACUGACAGCGAUGGUGUUGCCACAUUCUCAUUUAGCACAGCUCACCUCCAAGGGGACAUCCAACUCCAUGUUAGCAGUGCACCGACACUGGACUACUCUGUUUACAGAACUGUAUACUAUGAGGCUGGACGUCAUAGAGUGUCUGUGGCCCAACUUCCUUCUCCUGAUACUAAAGUAGUCAGCUCCCUGGAGGUGAUGAAGAAGGAUAAGCCUCUUACUUGCGAAAGAGAAGAGGACAUCUUUAUCCGAUACACUGUGGUUGGAGAGAAGCAGGGCUCUGUGGAUGUAAUGUACCUGGUCUUAUCCAGAGGAGCCAUUGUCAUGCAAGGAUUUAAACAGGCUGAAGUGCAAGAUACAUCAGUGAAUGAGGGGGAGGUGUCCUUUAAGUUGAGUGUGCGACCAGAAAUGGCACCAGACGUCCAGGUCGUGGCUUACGCCAUCCUCCCCAGUGAGAAUGUGAUCGCCCACAGUGCUGACUUCUCCAUAGAGAAAUGCUUCAGUCACAAGGUGUCGCUGGAGUUUUCUCCAUCUUCAGCUGUCCCAGGAGAAGAGACCACCAUGCAGGUAAUGGCCCAGCCAGACUCUCUUUGCGGUGUGAGCGCUGUUGACCAAAGUGUCCUCAUCAAGGAGCCAGGGAACACUCUGACUGCAGACAAGAUUUUCAACUUGUUGCAUGUCAGCAAAGUGUCCAAUGUUCCAUAUGAGGUUCAAGAUCCUGUAGAGUGCGUACAUGUGAGACCAAGAAGAUAUGUUCUGCCAUAUCCUGGACAAGAGAUUGAUGAUGCUCAUACAGUUUUCCAGAACGUAGGACUGAAGAUGGCAACAAACAUGGUUAUCCGAAUGCCUUCAUGCCUCAAGUACAAAGGAAGAGAGUACCACCAUGGCCACGGCCACUAUGGUUUAAGAUAUAACUCAGUCCCUGAAACAGCCAGGGUUGUACUUGCAUCAGCACCUCGUGGGGGAGCCUAUCCUGAUGCUCCACCAAUAGAGACAGUCCGCACUUUCUUCCCUGAGACUUGGAUAUGGGACCUGGUGGAAGUUGGAGAGACUGGAACAAAGGACGUGUCCCUCACUGUACCAGACACCAUCACCACCUGGGAGACGGAGGCUUUCUGUCUGUCCCAGCAGGGAUUUGGUUUGGCACCACGUAAAGAAAUCAGGGUCUUCCAGCCCUUCUUCCUUGAGCUCACUCUGCCCUACUCCAUCAUCCGGGGGGAGCACUUUGAACUGAAAGCGACCACCUUCAACUACCUGACCAGUUGUAUCAUGGUCUCUGUGACUCCAACACCCUCCUUAGAUUACACCCUCACCCCCCUCUCUGGUAAUGAGUACAAGUCCUGUUUGUGUGGCGGUGAGCGAAAGACCCUCAGCUGGACCAUGGCCCCCUUAAACUUAGGGGUUAUGAAUGUGACUGUGACUGCUGAGGCUGUGGCAUCUGAUGUUUCAUGUGACAAUGAGGUCGUGAGCGUGCCAGAGAGAGGUCGUAUCGACGUGGUCACACGAUCUCUCAUUGUAAAGGCUGAGGGAACUGAGAUGACAAAGGUUCACAACUGGCUGCUCUGCCCCAAAGGAGAGGCUUUGACAGAAGAAAUAGACAUACAGCUCCCUGAGAAUGUGAUUGAUGGAUCUGCCCGUGCUUCACUAUCAGUCCUGGGUGACAUCCUGGGUCGAGCCCUGAAGAACCUGGAUGGGCUGCUGCAGAUGCCGUAUGGAUGUGGGGAGCAGAACAUGGCGCUCCUGGCUCCCAACAUCUACAUCCUCCAGUACCUGAGAAACACACAGCAGCUGACCCCGGCCAUCAUGGAAAAGGCUACCAACUUUCUGACCAGUGGCUACCAGAGACAGCUGAACUACAAACAUAGUGAUGGUGCUUACAGCACAUUUGGAUCAGGAUCAGGGAACACUUGGCUGACUGCUUUUGUGUUGAGAUCUUUUGCCAAAGCAAAGUCUUUCAUCCACAUCGACCCAAAAAAUAUCGAACAGUCUAAGACUUGGCUGGAGAGCAAACAACGAGAAAAUGGCUGUUUCCAACAGUUAGGAAAACUCUUCAACAACAGAAUGAAGGGUGGUGUGUCUGAUGAAGUGACUCUCAGUGCUUACAUCACUGCUGCCUUCUUGGAGAUGAAUAUGUCUGCAGAUGAUCCUGUAGUGAAGAACAGCCUGUCUUGCCUCAAGGAGUCCAUUGGCGAGCUCAGCAACACCUACACUGUAGCUCUGAUGGCAUACGUCUUCACCCUGGCAGGAGACAUGAACGCCCGUGCUGUCCUUCUGCAGCACCUGGACACAGUUGCUCUAAAAGAAGGGGGUAUCCUCCGAUGGUCUCAGACAGCUACAGAAACGUCAGCCUCUCUGUCUGUGGAGAUCGCCUCCUAUGUGCUGCUGGCCAAACUCAGCGCCUCCCCCACUGCUGAAGACCUGGGCUACACCUCUCGCAUCGUCAGAUGGUUGACAGGCCAGCAGAACUAUUAUGGAGGCUUCUCCUCCACACAGGACACAGUGGUGGCUCUUCAGGCUCUGGCUCUUUACUCCACUCUGGUGUUCAGUCCUGAAGGUUCAAGCACGGUGACAGUCCAGUCCCCCAGUGGCCAGCUGACAUUUGAUGUGAACCAGAACAACAAACUGCUGUAUCAGGAGAAGAUACUGCAGGAUGUGACAGGAAAGUACAGCCUGGAGGUGAAAGGCACUGCAUGUGCUUCAAUGCAGAUUUCUCUUCACUACAACAUCCCAACUCCUACCGAUGUCACAACCCUGAGUGUCGAGGUCAAACCAGAGGCUGUCUGCACCAGCAAAUCUCACAGACCCAAGUUCACCUUGAGGACAAAGUCUCUAUACAGUGGUAAGGAGACCACUACAAACAUGGUGAUCCUGGACAUCAAAAUGCUUUCUGGUUUUGCCCCUGACCCAGAGUCUUUGAAGCGGCUCAGAGGUGCCCUGCUGGUGGAUCGUGUUGAACAAAAGGAAGAUCAUGUUCUGGUGUACAUGCGAGAGUUACCAAAGGACAUAGGCAUCAACCACAGCUUAGAGAUCAUACAGGUGCUCCCAGUGCAGAACCUGAAGCCGGCCGUGGUCAAGAUCUAUGACUACUACCAGCCAAGUGACCAGGCUGAGACAGAAUACACCUACCCUUGUGCUGCAGCUUAAAGAGAGAAGUCGGAUCAGUUCUGCGCUCGUUAAGAUACUCCAUAUCUGCUGGUGUAAACGCACAAACUAACAGCAAACACUUGGUUAACACAUUUACUGUGUGACUACUGUAUGUGUCUGAAGUCAAACUCAUGCAUAAUGGAGAAUAAAAUACUGUCAUAUGAA
Messenger RNA from Lates calcarifer (barramundi perch), 3665 nucleotides. Its product is annotated as alpha-2-macroglobulin. Gene Ontology annotation, cellular component: extracellular region. The transcript is spliced from 28 exons. The record is from RefSeq and is a predicted model, not a curated record. Lineage: Eukaryota; Metazoa; Chordata; Actinopteri; Centropomidae. Bases 69 to 3500 code for a protein of 1143 amino acids. Gene Ontology annotation, molecular function: endopeptidase inhibitor activity.